UGUGUAAAUUAACUCCGAUUGAUGAAGUUGUACUUUAAGAAUAAUUAGGAUGGCUGUGACUGACCCCUUCCGUUUUUGUCUGUGGAUAAUUUUCACCAUCAUUAUUAUCGAUAAAACAACUUGCACACCCAACAAUCAAGGGCAUGAAAACAGUGUAGAUGUGGAAAAAUCAAAACAAAGUGGCAUUCAGCGCAUUCUCAAACAGAAUGUCAGCCCUCAGGAAGCACAAUCUAUAAAGGAAGCACAGGAAAACCUUCAGCAGAUUUACCUAGAGAAAAUCAAACCUCUGGCUGAUAUAUACCACUUUUCAGACCUAAACUGGGGUGCUUUUUCAGAGGGUGACAUUUUUGCCAAGCCUAUGAUUGUCUUCCUUGGUCCAUGGAGCACUGGAAAGUCAACCAUGAUAAACUACUUUCUGGGCAUUGAAGGCAGCCCUGAAAAGCUGAACACUGGUGCAGAGCCAACUACCAGUGAUUUUUCAGUAACACAUGGGCCUGAGUACCGUGUCAUUCAAGGUAUUCAGCUAGUUGCUGACAAGAACAGAAACUAUGGUGGCCUUCAAAAAUUUGGUCUGAAAUUCCUGGAACGGUUUCAAGGUACAGAGAUUCCAUCAAAACUUCUUGAGAAAGUUACAUUAGUGGACACCCCAGGUAUUAUUGAGAACAAGAAGCAGCAAGAACGGGGCUAUCCAUUCAAUGAGGUGUGCCAGUGGUUUAUUGAGAGGGCUCAGCUGGUCUUCCUUGUCUUUGACCCAUCUAAACUGGAUAUGGGCUCGGAGCUAGAGACUCUGUUCAACCAGCUGAAGGGACAUGAAGGAAAACUUCGCCUGAUUCUCAACAAAGCAGACACAGUGUCUCCACAAGAGCUGAUGCGCGUGUAUGGUGCGCUCUUCUGGGCCUUAGCACCGCUUGUAAAUGAGGUGGAACCACCUCGUGUGUAUGUAGUAUCACUAUGGUCAUCUCCCUUUAGACCAGGAACAAUGCACUCUUUGUUUCAUGACGAAGAACAAGGGCUUCUGAAAGAUUUGGAGCGAACUAUUAACUUCCACCUGGAGAAUAAGAUCGCUGCAGCUAGACGGCAUGCAUUCCUUGUUCGCUUACAUGCCUAUGCAGUUGACACAUACCGCCAAGUUUUCAAGUCUAAGAAGUCUUUGAUUGGUGACAAUGAUAAAUUAUGGGCAGAGAUUUUGCAAGCACCCGCAAAGCAUUCUGUCUUUAGUAAACUGCAGCAACAGUCUGGUGUUAGUGAGCAUGAUUUACCAACACCUAGUACCUAUGCGCAUUUCUUCUCUGUCAAUCCCCUAGAGGACUUUUCUGCCCUGUUUUCUCGUUGGACCUUUUGGGAGGAUAAUAUGGAUCUUCUUAAUAGUGCAAUUAAUGUAGACUUGCCAAAUCUUUUACAUAAGCUCAAAACGGCAAACACAGCGCAGGGGUAUUGUAAAAAAGACUCAGGGCAGUGUUGACAUGUUUGUUCUCUAGAGAAUGCUAGUUAUAGUAGUUCAAAGUAAAUAUUUUGCUCUUACCAGAGUACAUUUUUGACAAGUUUUAUCUGUACUAGUCUUGAGAGAGAAGAUGUAUGUUAAUUGCUUUCUUAUCUUAGAAGUGACUUAUUUGUCCGUUUAAUUUAUACUCUGUGCAGAUUACAGUUUUGCCUCAUUAUUUGCUCACCUAAAUUUUUAUUUUACACGUAUUUCGUUUUAAAUUUGCAAUAUUUAUUCAUUGAGCUAAAGGAUUUUGCAUGUCAUACUAGUCUAUGUGUGGAAGUGCUAAUAGUUCUUACAUUUCUGUUGAGAUUUAUAUUUUAAAGGCUUGUUAAGGUUAGACUAUGAUUGAUUGUCAGUCUCCGUGUGAAAGGUUUCCUUCAAUCAGAUUGUUAUGAUGUAGGUGUUACUGAUGUGGAUCCUAUACACACUGAAACUGUUUACUUACUUGAUUUGCAGGUAGAUAGUAAAUAUGUAAAAGCCACAAAAGGUACAUGCAUAAACCCUUCGGUGCAAUAAAAAAGAUAGUACUACUUGUUCUUUUUCAUAUUAUUUUCUGCAAUUUGCAAAAUACUGGGUAACAAAAAUUUAACCAAAUUGCAGACUAUAUUUUAAAUUUAUUUAUUAUGCAGUACUAUUGUACGUUGUAGCAUCAAUUACUUCGUCUCCUGAUUAGUACCAAUCAAGCGUAUCUACUAUUGGAAUUAUAGCCUAAUUAUAUAUGUUUCCAAGUC
Messenger RNA from Pomacea canaliculata, 2214 nucleotides. Its product is annotated as sarcalumenin-like. Lineage: Eukaryota; Metazoa; Mollusca; Gastropoda; Architaenioglossa; Ampullariidae. Gene Ontology annotation, molecular function: GTP binding. The record is from RefSeq and is a predicted model, not a curated record.